This is a messenger RNA of Psylliodes chrysocephalus, 375 nucleotides long. NCBI's taxonomy places the organism in Eukaryota, Metazoa, Arthropoda, Insecta, Coleoptera, Chrysomelidae. The record is from the annotation of a GenBank genome assembly.
AUGGGCAAAAAAGAAAGCCCAGACACUGUUCUAAAAUUAAUAACAAUGAAGAAAUGCCCCAUCAAGACGAGUCCCAAUAAAGACUUACAAUUAGCUUUUGUUAUAAUGCUAGAAGAUCAUAAGAUAAUUCUGGAUAACAAAAUGACACCUGCUAUUAAAUCUGCAAAAGAAAAAGCCCUUAAAGAAUUAACGGAGAUUUAUAACAGCAAUAUAAAACCAAACUUAGAUAUUAAACAAGUAUUAAAAAAAGUUAAUAAUAUGAAUACCAAAAUAAAGAAAAUUACGGAUAUGAAGAAAACAGGAAAUAAGAAAAUAAAAUUAAAUGAAUGCAAGAAAAGUUUUAUGACCUAUGGAACGGAAAUGAAAAUUCAGUAA